GAGCAUUAUCAUCUUACGAGCUUCUUUGCUACUGAUCUUUGUCGACCGCUUAGCAGCCGCCCAGUGCACGCACAUGCGCAAGACUUAUAUUGGUUCGCUCGCAAUUGCAGCUAUUAGUCCUCGUAGUAUCCUGGAAGCAAUAGCUCACUGGUAACAUUUAUGGAUUCAGUUGCGAGGCUGUUCAGAGUGGGUUAACCCGAUAGCUCGACCACGAUGGAGUUUGUGAAUGCCGUGCUAAGUCCACCGAAGGAAGCUAUGACGGCAUUUGCUCUUGGAGCCGCCACGUCAUUGAGCGGCGGGGAAGUGAGGGAGGAUGGGAAGGUAGCUUAUGGAUUCUCUCUUCUGCGGGGAAAACGCGGCUCAAUGGAGGACUUCCACUGCGCCCAGUACAAGAAGGAUCCGCGCACUGGCCAGAUCGUGGGCCUGUUUGGAAUCUUCGACGGCCACGGUGGACCCAACGCUGCCGACUAUGUGCGCACCAACCUGUUUGUCAACAUGAUGCAAAGCCAGAAGUUCGUCAGCGAUCCGGCUGCCUGCAUAACUGAGGCGUACGAGACCACGGACACUCAGUACUUGCGGCAGGACAUCAACAAUGGCCGUGAUGACGGCUGCACGGCCGUGACGGCGGUGCUGGUGGGUCAGCGGCUGCUGGUGGCGAAUGUGGGCGACUCGCGGGCUGUGCUGAGCAGAGGCGGCAAAGCGGUGGCGCUGUCGGUGGACCACAAGCCCAACGUGAAGGAGGAGCGCUCGCGCAUCGAGAGCGCCGGCGGCGUGGUGGUGUGGGCAGGCACCUGGCGUGUGGGCGGCGUGCUGGCGGUGUCCCGCGCGUUUGGGGACCGGCCUCUCAAGCGGUACGUUUGCGCCACGCCCGCGCUGGCGGACGAGCGGCUGACCAGCGAGGACGAGUUCCUGCUGCUGGCCAGUGACGGGCUGUGGGACGUCAUGACCAAUCAGGAGGCGGUCACGCUGGUGCGUGAGGAGAAGGACCCCGAGACGGCAGCCAAGCGGCUGACGGAGGAGGCGUACACACGUGGCAGCAACGACAACAUCAGCUGCGUAAUUAUCCGCUUCACUUGAAUGAGCUUGGCCACGGUGGUUCGCCGCACGGACUGCGGUGUGGUGACCUGCUGGCCCUCACCGUGCGAAUGGUCGCUGGCUCAGGCUGGCUCAAUUGGACUCCUACCGACGGACUUGCAACGUGACCAGGCAUGAUAGGCGCUAGUUGUGGCGGAGAUGUAUGGCGGCUUACUUGAAACUUCAUGCUAACUAGUGUAGUGGCAGAUUAGUGCCGUCCGUCAGCAGGUGACCGUGUCAGCCAACGAGUGCGGAGUGAUCGGCACGCGUGUAGUGGUGCUGAAGCCUGAAGGAGUCCUGGGUCAGCGCCCCGCGGUAACCAGGCACGGCAUACAGCAAACGGCUGUUAUCCAAUAAGAUGACGUACUGAGCAUCAUGCAUCGUUGUUCAUAAGGAAACAAACCCAAGUCACUAGAGACAGGUUGCCGUUGAUGGUCUGGUGUCUUAAUGGUCAAGCUUUUGAGACACAGGCGCAGGCGGGCAUUGGUGAACCGUGGGAGGCUACUUCGGUGUACCCAUAUCUGCAUAUAAAC
Messenger RNA from Chlamydomonas reinhardtii, 1607 nucleotides. RefSeq lists its product as uncharacterized. The transcript is spliced from 11 exons. Gene Ontology annotation, biological process: protein dephosphorylation. Gene Ontology annotation, cellular component: cytosol; nucleus. The record is from RefSeq and is a predicted model, not a curated record. The coding region runs from base 256 to 1077 and encodes 273 amino acids. Lineage: Eukaryota; Viridiplantae; Chlorophyta; Chlorophyceae; Chlamydomonadales; Chlamydomonadaceae. Gene Ontology annotation, molecular function: protein serine/threonine phosphatase activity; cation binding.